Molecule: messenger RNA, 1366 nt
Organism: Xenopus tropicalis (tropical clawed frog)
Lineage: Eukaryota; Metazoa; Chordata; Amphibia; Anura; Pipidae
Gene: wasll
Product: neural Wiskott-Aldrich syndrome protein-like
Exons: 7
Coding region: 85-1299 (404 amino acids)
Biological process (GO): actin filament organization
Cellular component (GO): cytoskeleton
Molecular function (GO): actin binding
Source: RefSeq, a predicted model, not a curated record
UAAUGAGAAGCAGAUGAGACGCACAGGGCUGAAUGAAAGUGCUGUGAGUUCCUGUCAGAGAGACUUCAGGCUGAACAAAUAAUUAUGGCUCUGUUUAAUGUGCUGGGUUCUGUGUUCCAGGUGCCAGAGACUCGAGCGCAGAAUGUCUCCAUUUAUUAUUCUCCAAAGGAAAGCUUCAAGGGCAGGCUCCUGAGGAGAAAGCUCAGCAAGUCUGAUAUUGGUUCUCCCAGCAAUUUUAAACACCUGGCCCAUGUGGGAUGGCCUUCUGGGACCAAUUUGGAUGAAAGAACUGAUGCAGACUUGAAGAAGCUGUUUAAGCUGGCAGGGAUAAAAGAGGAGCAUCUGAAAGACCAGGAGAUGUCCCGCAAGAUAUUUGCAGUUAUAGAGAAGAAGGGUGGCAUGGAAGCUGUGAGGAAGGAAACUCUUAGGAUGGCCCAGAGGGAAAUGCCAGAUUCUCGCUAUAAAUACCGCUCCCGGUCAUCUACCAACCAGACUCCACCCAAGAGACAGAAUAGCUUUCCUGUUACCUCUCACCAUGCAGCUAAAAUACCAGUUACUACAUUGCCUUCAUCUCCAUUUAGUUACAUUGCUUCUCUCCAUAGAAUGCCAUCUGCUCAACCAUCUCCUCUCGGCGAUUUCCCAUCACUGAGUCCCAUACCUUCUCCCCCUCUGCUGUUAGGUGAUUUCUCUCCUGUACCUACUCCAGCUCAAAACAAAAUCUCUCCCCAAACAAGCAUUGAAAUAAAAACUUCCCUAACUGAUGUAUCGGCUCGCCCAGCUAUUCCUCCUCGGCCACCUACUCUACUUUCUGCUAAAGAUUCUCCCUUAAUUCCUCUGCCUCUACCUUCUCUCCCUGCCUCUGUCCAUAAAUCUUCUUCUGAGUUGUCUUUUCCAUGUCAGCCCCAGUCUCCAGCAUCAUGCCAACACAAUGACAUACAACAUGCUAGUGUGCCCCCACCUCCACCCCCUAUUCCUCCUUUUUUGAAGAAAGAGUCUCCUGAAAAAGCGUGCCUGGUCCUUCCAUCUUGUCCUGUCGAGGAACUACACAACUCCCCAUUAAAGUGCAUGAUGCAGACUGAGAAAGAAAUACAUAGAGGAAAAGAGAAGCUAAGGGAUCCAUCUCUCUUCCUGGAGCAGAUCAGACAGGGUGUACAGCUUAAAUCUAUUUCACGGCCCUCAAAAAUAGAAUCUUCUCAGAACUCCACAAUUGUGUCGGCACUAAUGGACGUUAUACAGAAAAGGCACAAAGCGCUGCAUGGCUCUGAUGAUGAAACAGAUGAUGAUGAAUGGGAAGAUUAGGAAUUGAAACUUUUUUUGUGAACAAUGUAAAUGUGAAAUAGCACUUGAGUACUGUUAAUAUUUUUUU